AUGGAAAUCAGACAUAUAGUUCUUCUGAGCUAUGGAAAUAUUGAUAGAAUCAACCAGCAGGUGAUGUGUGAUGGGUGCCUUGUACUUAACUCCCCUUGGAGCGAUUCGUCUCCAGAAACUAAGAUGAAGAGGAAUGGAGACGAGCUAACCAUUGAAUCUAAGGAAAUGGUUCUUAAGGUCAUCAAUGGAAAGAUUGUUUAUAUAGAAGCUGUUUACUUGAUAGACAGCAAAGUUGAGUUUGUAGAGCUCACUCUUUCUCCUCAUCCAUACGAUUUUUUUUUGUUGAAGAAGCACUUUCUUUCCAGGUUGAAGGGGACGCCUUCUAACUCUACAGAUAAAGAGGUAGUGUACCUAAGGAAAAGAAGGAUAGGACGCUUCGUCAUACCUGUAUUUUUAUAUUUGUUAAAAACGACUAUCGAAUAUCUUUUUGUUGGUAUUCCACAGCACAUGGUUGAUUACAUAGUGAAUUGCUCAACUGAGGAGAAACGGAUUAUAACUAUAAAGACAACGUUGGGUACUUACAUAAAGUUCUUCUGCUCCAUCCAAGGUGCAUUUCUGAGAUUAGGAUUUCCAAUUGUAUUCAUCGAUGAGAUUUUUGUUGUUCCAACCACCAUGUAUCUGUCUGCCUUCUCAUACGCAUGUUCUUUCUUAGCAAGAUCGCUAAUAGAAUCCAUCCACCUCCUAAACAACAGCAGUUACAAUCCUCUAAAAAGACGAAGAGAUUCUGUAAUUCUUAAUACAGAUCAAAUAUUCAUGUCCGCAUUGAUUUUUUCAUUUAUUCUUCUGAUCAUGUUCAACAUUGUGCAUUUCUACAUCCUUUGCAGCUUCAUGAGCUUGUGCCUGGUAGGUCUGAAAUUUAUUACCGACUUCAUAGACUUUGUACUGAUGGACAUCUCAAAGUGUCGUACAUAUACUCUUUCAAUAAAUUACGACAGAAUGCCUGCAGUUGAGCUCAGAUACACUAAGGUUUCUGUUUAUGACAGAAUUAAGCUUGCAGUACAAGCAAGUCUCCUGUCUUUGGAAUCGUUCAAAGAUAAUAUUCUAGUCAAGCUUCUACUUGGAAUAAAAUAG
Molecule: messenger RNA, 1071 nt
Organism: Encephalitozoon romaleae SJ-2008
Lineage: Eukaryota; Fungi; Microsporidia; Unikaryonidae
Exons: 1
Coding region: 1-1071 (356 amino acids)
Biological process (GO): GPI anchor biosynthetic process
Cellular component (GO): membrane
Source: RefSeq, a predicted model, not a curated record